AAGCAGUUUUUUUUUAUUUUGGCUGAUUGCGGAUCUGUUGGAUUUUUCAUGCUAACGCCUCCUCCCUUCAAUUGUACAGCUCCUGUUGCUUCUAAAGAGAACAACCUUUAUGCAGAUUGCCGCCUGUUCCUUUUGCAUCAGUUCCAGAGAGGGGAGCCACUGUCAUUUCUCCAGCCAAGGCCUGUUGGCGUUCUGGUGAGAAAGUAAAGUGAACAUCUGCAUUUUUCAGCCCUGCCGUUUGGGAGCCAUGGCUGCCGAGAGCAUCAUCCAGAAGCUUCAGUCGGAAGCCACUUGCUUCAUUUGCUCAGAGUAUUUCAUAGAUCCUAUCACUCUAGACUGUGGGCACAACUUCUGCCAUGCCUGCGUUCUGAAGCAUUGGGGGAAGAGUCUCGAUGUGACCGCCUGUCCUCGCUGCAGAAAUGAAGUUGCUCGGGUGAGCUUCAAGCCAAACGGGCAGCUGGCCCACGUUGCUGGGUUAAUCAGGCAGUUGAGUGAGCAGGCAAGACAAGGGUCUGGAAGGGUGAAAGACUGUGAGGAACAUCAGGAGGUCCAGAGAUCUUUCUGCAAGGAUGAUAAAGCCCUCUUCUGCUCGGGAUGUGAUGAAUCCAAAGAGCACCAGGCUCACAGUGUUGUUCCUGUGGAUGAAGUUGCUCAAGAGUACAAGGAUCGCCUUGUUAGGUGCAUUGAGGUUCUAAAGGAGGAAAAAGACAAGAUUGUGGUGCAGCAGUUGGAUACUGAAAAGCAAUAUCAAGACCAUCUUCAGCUGACAGAAAAGGAGAGGCAAAACAUGGCAACUGCCUUCAAGGAGCUGACCCGGUUUAUGGGUGAGCAGUGGGACUAUGUGGUGGCCAGGAUGGAAGAGGUAGAUGACAACAUCAUGUUGAAGAGGGACAAGCACAUGGCCCGACUCUCCAAGGAACUUAACUGUCUUAAGGCUGCCAUUGAGGAGUUGGAGGCAAAGAGCCAGCAACCAGUGCUUCAAUUUCUGCAGGAUGUUGGGAGUAUCUUGGAGAAGUGUGAGAAGCAGAAGUUUCCCUGUACAGCAGCUUUUCCAACAGAGGCGAAACUGGAAAUUUGGAAAUUGUGUCAUUUUAAUGCCUGGCUGUUGGGUACCAUAAAGCAAUUUGAAGACACUAUGGAAUCAGGAUAUCAAGAGCAGGAAGAAAAUGUGACUGGUGAUUCAGACACAGAUCAGCCCAAACGUUUGAAACUGGAAGUGAAACCUCAAGAUCCGAGGGACUCAAUUGGACACAGUUUCUACCAAUCAGAAAUGCUGGAGCCACCCCCUCGCACAGGACAGCGGCAGGGAGAACAUGUUUUGAUCUUUCCAGGAGAUUCUAAAGACACGGAACAGGAAUGCCACUGCUUGCUUGGUGCUGGAAACACCUUAAAGAGGUUUGUGACAAAGGGGAUAUUGGAGUCUUCAGGGGCUUUCCCACCUGCCCAAAAAUGGGAACUCUGGCAACUGUGUGACUCAAAUGCCAUUCUGGAGAAUGUCAUGGGACAAUGUAAAGACAUCAUGAAUUCUGGACAUCUGCUGAAAAAAGAAAAAGUGACUUUGGAUCCAGACAUGUCUCAUCCCAAACUCAUCCUGUCUAAGGAUUGUAAAAGCUUGACACUGGGAGACAUGCCCCAAGAUUUGAUCAAUGAUCACAAAAGAUUUGACCAGUGUCUCUUUGUGCUGGGAUGUGAGGAAUUCGCCAGUGGCAGACAUUGCUGGGACGUUGUUGUCGGACACGAGGAUGGAUGGGGGGUGGAAGUUGCCAGGAAAUCUGUGAGGAGGAAGGGCAUUGUCUCCUUAAGACCUGCUGAAGGGAUCUGGGCUAUAGCAAAGUGGGGAGAUCACCUUGCGGUUCUCAGCCCCCCUCAUUUUCCUUCUCAGCCCAUGAGGUGGGUGCUGAAGCGGGUCCGAGUGUCUCUGAAUUAUAGUGGGGGUCGGCUGGCCUUCUUUGAUGCUGAUGGAGGGAACCUGCUCUACGCAUUCUCAGGACUCUCGUUCUUAGGAGAGCUGUGACGCCCUUCCCUGGCU
Molecule: messenger RNA, 2029 nt
Organism: Rhineura floridana
Lineage: Eukaryota; Metazoa; Chordata; Lepidosauria; Squamata; Rhineuridae
Product: E3 ubiquitin-protein ligase TRIM7-like
Exons: 14
Coding region: 248-2014 (588 amino acids)
Molecular function (GO): zinc ion binding; protein binding
Source: RefSeq, a predicted model, not a curated record